Messenger RNA from Closterium sp. Naga37s-1, 267 nucleotides. The record is from the annotation of a GenBank genome assembly. NCBI's taxonomy places the organism in Eukaryota, Viridiplantae, Streptophyta, Zygnematophyceae, Desmidiales, Closteriaceae.
AUGCAUUCCUGCCCCUGCAAAUUGAGUGCACUGUUCAAGGGGGUACCUGUUAUAGAGGAUGCUUUUGAGCUCCAAGGAGGGGUGGUGAAAGGAGGGUGCGUCUCCCCCUCACCCCCUCUUCCCGAACUACGCACCUGCGUCUCCUUCAACCCCACUUCCCACUGCUCCCUUCCCUCCUUUCCUGCUCCCUCCCUUUCCCGUCUCCCGCUUCCCCCGCUCUCCCCCAGCUCGGCACCUGUUACUCACUCUCACGCCCCACCGCAGUGA